This is a messenger RNA of Amoebophrya sp. A120, 677 nucleotides long. The record is from the annotation of a GenBank genome assembly. Lineage: Eukaryota; Dinophyceae; Syndiniales; Amoebophryaceae.
UGUACUUUCCGUAGUUCCCUCCAGGCUGAGCCUGAGUAUCUGUUUUUUUUCGAUCGGACAGAUGAUGCUUCCCUUAGUCUUACGUGCACAUAAAAAACAUGGUGGCGAGCGUUGCCAGUGCUACUAGAAUUCGUCCUCCACGACCUCGGGCAGCGGGGCGCUCAGUUUUAUUGCUCGCAUUCACUUCCGAUCUACUGCCUCGACUUCUAACCGCAUCCGCAACCGCGUCGCCAGAGACAGAGGCAGGACAGACCACACUUCCGCUGCCUGUCAACAAGAAUCGUCCUAGCGCUACUGACGAGGACUUCGCGAAAGCGACGGAAACACUCGCUGAUUGUUGGAAACAACUGUCACUCGACGAGCGUCUGGAGCACGCGGAACGACCCGACCCGGUGUUUUUCUCGUGGGCGCUCGAGUGCUUGGUGUAUGGGAAUAGCAGCGCGGAUGCCACCUACACGGGUUUGCUGAAAAAUGAGAAACGACGAAACGAGUCUGAUGUCAAGAGUGCGCCAUUUGUUGAUGUGAAAACGAGAAUCGAGGAAAUAAAUCACAAAACUGGAAGUGAAAGAAAUGCGCACGGCCCAUUGAACAUGGCAGAUCUGUAAUGUCAAAGCUGGGCCCAGUUCUCCGAAGUGCUUACGCUUACCUAGGCUUCGAAGUAGACAAGAGAAAGUGGA